AUGCUGACCAUGACUCAUGAUGCGCACUCCGGUGCGCACCGACCGAUUAUGCCUAAUAUAAGCGGCGACAAUAAACCCGGCAAGGCAUUGCUGCAUCCUGCUUCAUCGGUGACCGUCUCAGUCUUUGAUCAGCCUACCUGGGUCUGAUACAUGGUGUCAGAAGUGGGAUUGACGGCGGAUGCUACCACAUCGCUUCGCCGGUGCCGACAAUCAUGGAACUACUGAAGCCACCAGACCGACUAUGCCUGACAGGAAAUGUUCAGAAGAACUGGCAGCUUUUUAAACAAAAGUUCGAAUUGUUUCUACAAGCAACAGAGCCAGCUACACGACUGACAGAAGCUGCUAGAACAGCCAGGCUCCUGACUGCUGCUGGGGACGACGCUUUAGAAGUCUUCAAUAACUUUACAUUCGCAGAAGGCGAGAACAAGCAAGACUACCAGACUGUGGUAAAGAAAUUUGAAGAGUACUGUGCAGAGCAGCAAAACGAAGUCUACGAAAGAUAUGUCUUCAGGACAAGGACGCAAGAUGAAGCUGAACCAGUGGAACAUUUCAUAAGAGACCUGCGCAAGCAAGCAAGGUAUUGCAACUUCGGUCCGCUUGCUGACUCGAUGAUACGCGACCAAAUCGUAUUUGGCUCCUGGAACACUAAACUGAGGGAAAAGAUGCUACGCGAGAAGGACUUGACGCUCCAGAAGGCCGAACAAAUCUGCAAAGCAGCAGAGCUCGCGAACAAGCAAAACGAAGCAUGGCAAGGUAACGAAGCAAGAGUGGACGCCACCGAAAAACGUUACCUACAUCGCACCCAAGGCCGGAAAGCUCCUGUCCAGUGCUGCAAGUGCAAUCGAAGACAUGAGCCUAGGAAAUGUCCCGCCUUUGGCAAAAUAUGCCGCGCCUGCGCAGGCCGAAAUCAUUUUGCGGUUUGUUGCAGAAAGUAUGAGGUCGACGAAGUACAAGAGGAAAAGGAAGACUUUGCAAUCUUGGACGUCACCGUGUGCGGAAUCCAGAAAACAGAUUGGAUUGUUAAGGCCCAAGUUGGACAGCAAGAAGUUGCAUUCAAAGUAGACACUGGUUCCCAAGCCAAUUUAUUACCACUGUCAGUGUACAAAAGAUUCCGAACGAAUCCACCCCUCAGGGCAAGUAAUUCCGUUUUACGAUCCUAUAGCGGAAACGCUAUCAUGCACUACGGAGUGACAACUCAGGUGAUUACGAUCAACGAGCGUCGGUGCCUUGCAGAUUUCUUCGUUGUGAAGCGGGGCCAGAGUAUAUUAGGUCUCGAACUGGCUGAAUCUCUAGCACUUGUCUCCAGGGUGGUUGAUUUCGUAACCACUGAAGGGAUGACUCCAAUGACGCAACGGUCUCUCCCAACGACGCAGAAAUUCAGCCACCUCUUCGAAGGCACUGGGUGCGUGAAGCGGCAAUAUCGUAUGGUACUACAUGACGAUGCGGUUCCAGUGAUCCAUGCAGCGCGACGCGUUCCUUUGGCCUUACGGGAACCCCUACAGAAAGAGCUGGUGCGCAUGGAACAGGCGAACAUCAUCUGCAAGGUGGACGAACCAACUGAUUGGGUAAGCCCGCUUGUUAUUGUAAGAAAAAAAGACGGUAGCCUCAGGGUAUGCAUGGAUCCAAGAAGCGUAAACGCAUGCUUGAAACGCGAACACUACCAGAUGCCACAACGCGAAGACAUUGAGGCGGAGCUGUCUGGUGCGAAUUUCUUCAGUCGACUAGACGCUAACGCAGGGUUUCACCAAAUUCCCCUUGAUGAACCUACCUCAAAGAUAUGCACGUUCGCCACGCCGUUCGGGCGCUACCGAUUUCUUAGACUUCCAUUUGGCAUUGCAUCUGCCCCCGAAGUCUUCCAGAAAACACUGAGCGAGAUUUUUGACCAUUUACCCGGAGUUAGAGUGUACAUUGAUGACAUUCUCGUGUGGGGAGCAACCAAGCAAGAGCAUGACAGUCGCCUUCAAGCCGCUCUAUGCGCAGCCCAACGCGCAGGGCUAACAUUCAACAGGGCGAAGUGCCAGUUUGGAGUGCAGAAGAUAGUUUUCUUGGGCGAUGUUAUCAGCUCAGCAGGAAUUCGUCCAAAUGCAGCUCUUGUAGACUGUUUGAGCAAAAUGCCCGUACCAACUGAAAAACUUGCCGUACAACGUAUGCUUGGAGUAAUAAACUAUUUUGGAAAAUAUGUGCCAACUCUCGCUGAUAGAACGAAGCUUCUUCGAAGCCUGAUACGGAAGGACACCGUAUUUGACUGGACCGAAAAACACGCUCAGGAAUGGCACGCAGUCUGCGAAGCGCUGCGCACUGCCCCGCUCCUCGCUAUAUUCGACCCCGCGAAAGAGACAAAGAUAACGGCAGACGCAUCUAAGGAUGGCAUAGGGGCCGCACUGCUCCAGCGACACUCCAGUGGCUGGCGUCCUAUCGCCUACGCGUCACGAGCCAUGACCGACGUUGAAAAGCGUUAUUCUCAAAUAGAGAAAGAAGCGAUGGGUAUAGCAUACGGUUGCGAGAAGUUCCACCAGUUUGUGUACGGUAGGAAAAUUGUGAUCGACACCGAUCACAAACCGUUGCUAGCCAUUUCGUCCAAAGAUAUCGGGAACAUGCCCCCAAGACUUCAAAGAUUUUUUCUGCGCUUAUUAAUAUACGACUAUGUUCUACAGUUUGUUCCAGGCAAAGAAUUGGUCCUUGCUGACAUGCUCUCAAGGGCCACACCGUCAGAGCGUGAAGACACAGUGGAUUUUGGCGACAUUCAAGUACACGCAGUGGCCGUUUUGUCAUCUUUAGUGAGUGAAAGAACGAAACAGCUUUUGUCUCGGGAAACAUCUAACGACCCGGAGCUACGUGCGGUAGUAGAAAGCUUGUCGUUAAACAAAGACUUCGAAGGAACACUCAAGCCGUUCGCCUCUGAACUUUCAGUUGUCGACGGAAUUCUUCUGAAGGGCUGUAAAGUAGUUAUACCAAAGAAACUGCGUCCAGAAACCCUAAGCCGCAUUCACGAGGGCCAUCUGGGUUUAAAUAAGUGCAAAGCUAGGGCACGGCGUUUAGUAUUUUGGCCUGGUUUGAACUCUGACAUUGCUGACGUUGUACGGAAUUGUGCUGUCUGUAAAACCUAUGCGUACAAACAACCGGACGAGCCCCUCUUGCUACGAACCCCUCCUGAUCACCCUUGGUACCGAGUGGGCGUAGAUCUUUUUUGUUAUGCUGGAGCCACGUACCUUGCUGUUUUUGAUGCCUAUUCCAAUUUUCCAGAAGUUGAAAAACUCGAGGAGACAUCGGCAACUGCGGUUAUCGACAAGCUGGCAGCCAUCUUUGCAAGGUAUGGAAUACCGAUGGAAGUCUGCACAGACAACGGCCCCCAGUUCGCAAGUCACCAAUUCGCCACGUUCUCCAGACGGAUGGCCGGUCGCCGGCGGAACUUCUGCAGGGCAGGCCUCUACGCACUAGGAUCCCCGACUUCAACCUGCAGCCCAAGAGUCCUGUAAAAAAGCGCCAGCAGACGUCGUCUGGACGACCGCUGAGACCACUCCUACCGGGAGACGUGGUUCGCGUGAAAGGCCAGGCUUGGUCUCAAAAGGCUAAGGUAUUGGGAAAAGUAGCCCCGAGGUCCUACAACGUCGCAACAGGAGAGGGGAGAACGCUGCGGCGUAACCGCCAACAGCUGCUGGCAACCUCGGAGCCAUUUACGUACUCCAGCGACAGUGACACUGACGUCGGAGAUGAUGACGCAGAAGAGCCUCCACAUCAGAGCCCGCCUCGCGUGACUUCGCCGGCACCUAGAAGAUCCGCGCGCAUUAGGGAGGAACCAAGACGUUUAGCAUACGGCCCCAACUUUGCUCAAAUAGUUUAGCGGCUAGUUCCGGCGGAAUACUGUUGAAUUUGUAUUUUUUCUAUCGCAUUGCACUUCUUUUUUACGCCUUGU
Molecule: messenger RNA, 3913 nt
Organism: Rhipicephalus microplus (southern cattle tick)
Lineage: Eukaryota; Metazoa; Arthropoda; Arachnida; Ixodida; Ixodidae
Source: RefSeq, a predicted model, not a curated record